CCAAACCCAACCGGCAAACGCUGCAGCAUUCCCAGUUUCGCGCUCUUCUCUGCACGUUUCUCUUCCCGUGCCGAGAAAACCCGAGAAAAUAAAAGAAGAGGGAGUCGUCAUUUUCUAUUUCGAUUUCAGAUUUUCCCGGAAAAUCCAAGUACCGCCAAAACAAACAGUGCAGUACAGCACACAGCCGCUCCGCUCGUUCGCCUUCCUCUCCGCCGUACUUCUUCAGCCUCUCCGUCGUGGUCGAUCGCCAUGAACGUUCAUCCUUCUCCUCCUCCUUCUUCUUCUUGCUCUUCUUCCCCUUCGGCUUCGCAGUCCGUGCCGCUUCCCCGCUCCGUCGAGGACGCGAUCCGCGGAAUCUGCAUUGAUCAGAGCCAGCCUCCCCCGAACGAGUCGACCCGGAGGAAGCUCGCGUCGCUUGGCGAAGAGGCGGCGCUUCGGGUCCUGAGGUCGACCGCCGCGACGAAAAUCAAGUGGUCCAUCGACGGUUUCAUCUCCUGCAUCAUCGAAAAGGGCACCGGCGCCGGCUCUUGUCCCUCGCCGUCUCCGACGAAGAUCGCUCGCACGUCGUUGGAUGGUAAAAGUCCGGCCCGUUCGCCUGUGAAGAAUUCGCGCGACAAUGGAUUUGCAAGCUCUCUUGUGCGAGAUCAGCAGAUUGGAAGUCUGAGACUUCUUCCCAGUUUGCAAAAUGGGAAUGGACAGGCAGUUAGCCCCCACCUGAAGGCGCUGAGCGAAUUGGAGUUUAGAAAAGCAUUUCUCAUUCUAAACUACACUGGGGAAGGAAAUCUUGAAGAUGCCAUAGACAGCGAUAGGAUUCGACUGCUGAAAGAUCUCAGUAUGAUAGAAUUUGAGGAAGCGGUCUGGAAUGCCAUUGGACAGUUUCGUGUCAAGAAAGAUGACCGAUGUAAGCAUGUUGACUGGGAUUCUAGAGAGACACAUGUCUACCAUUGCAACAUUUCACCUCAAGGGUGUUAUCGUUUCAAAGGUCCUUACCUUGAUAAGAAGAAAACACUUUUACAAAAGGCACUAGGAGACGAGAAUGUUCUCCUUGUCAAGUUGGCAGAAGAGACGACGGAUAAAAGCAGCAGACCGAUUGGUUCUGCUGAUACUUUUACUAUAUAUAAAAAGAUUGCAAAGGAAGGGAUUCCUGUUGGUUUCCGUCGAUACAAGUUCUUUGUGUUUAAGGAUGGAGGCAAAGAAGAGAAAAAAAGAGACCCUACUACAUCCUCUGUAAAGUGUUACUUUGUUUGCAUGGAGUGCGAGGCACUUAAGGAAAAGAAAACAGUUCAUGAAGCAAGAUGCUUCUUCAUGCAUGCACAUACAGAGUCCAGCGUAUCCCGCUAUAUGAUACGGAUGUCUCUCAUUUUGUCCAAAACUGAAAGCUUGGAAGUUGACUGGGAUCGUGUGACGAUUGAGACAAUUAAGGAUGAGGAGUGCAAGGAUAAAGAGGGAAAUUCCAUCUAUGAUAAGAAGGGAAAGCCACUUAUACAUACUGAUGGAACUGGCUUUGUAUCUGAGGACAUAGCUUUGAGGUGUCCUGGAAAUACAUUCAAGGGAAGCUGCGCGAUUAUUCCUGCUUUUGAGCCUUUGCUGAUUCAGUUCCGUCUAUUCAAUGAUGGUAGAGCUGUCAAGGGUACUCUUCUGCGUAAUAAGCAACUCCCCCCUCAUACAAUUCAUAUUCGACCAUCCAUGAUCAAGGUUGAAAAGGAUCCUAAGCUUUCAGAUAUCAGGACAGUUGAUUCACUGGAAAUAGUAGCAACAAGCAAUAAACCAAGAACUGCAUAUCUUUCUAAGAUUUUGAUUGCACUCUUAAGCUAUGGAGGGGUCCCGAAUGAAUUUUUUUUGGACAUUCUGAAGAAUGCUUUGGGAGAUGCAAAGAGUGUGUUCUCUGGAAAACGAGCAGCUUUAAAAGUUUCGGUGAACCAUGGUGAUAUGGAUGGUUUCAAUGCGGCUAGAAUGAUCUUAUCUGGGAUUCCUCUGGACGAAUCAUACCUACAGGAUCAUCUAUCCACACUGAUGAAGAUGGAAAAGAAGAAUUUGAAAGGAGGAAGGAUUCCUAUUUCAGAUUCUUACUAUCUAAUGGGGACAGCCGAUCCCACAGGAAUUCUUAAAAGUGAAGAAGUUUGUAUCAUCCUUGACAGUGGACAAAUUUCAGGGACGGUAUUAGUAUACCGGAAUCCGGGUCUGCAUUUCGGAGACAUUCAUGUUUUGAAUGCUACAUAUGUGGAAGCUCUGGAAACAAAAGUUGGAAAUUCCAAGUAUGCCAUAUUUUUCCCUACUAGCAGACCACGCUCCUUGACCGAUGAAAUAGCUGGUGGGGAUUUGGAUGGGGAUAUGUAUUGGGUUUCACGGAACCCUCAGCUGUUGAAGUAUUUUAAACCGAGCCAGCCAUGGGUAUCAGCUUCUGCAGCACAAGACGUGAACUGCAAGAAGCCAAGCGACAUGUCUAUUGAGAAUUUGGAGGAUGAGUUAAUUGAUUUAUGGUUGAACAAGAGAUUUAACCCAAGUUACACAGUGGGUGCCGCUGCUGAUAGUUGGCAGGCACUGAUGGAUCGUCUUCUAACGCUUGGUUGUGAUGAAGAUGCUGAAAAACGCCGCGUGGAGAGAAAUCUUUCUCAGUUGGUUGACAUAUACUAUGAUGCCUUGGAUGCUCCUAAGAAUGGUGGAAAGAUUGAACUUCCCAAAUUUUUGAAGGCAGAAAGUUUCCCACAUUACAUGGAAAAGGAUGAAGCCUUUCGCUCCAAUUCUAUCCUCGGAUUGAUUUUUGAUACAGUAGAAUCAUACCUGGCAGAAAAUCAAACCGGCAAAGAGAUUUGGAAGAUUCCCUGUUUCGACGUGGAAAUCCCGAGAGACUGCCUAAUGGAGUGGGAAAGACGCUACACAGAAUAUAGAAGCGAGAUGGCAGCUGCUUUAGGGGGGGGAGGUGCAGAAGUCAAGAAGUACUCCGCAGAUGAUGUUAUAAAUAAAUAUAAACAGUUGCUGUAUGGUGCGCCAGAGUUUGAAGAGAGCCCGAGGAAGGAGGAAGAUAUUUUUAACGAGGCUCUCGCGAUCUACCACACUACAUACAACUAUGCAAUGCGAUGGAAUGACGUCAGAAAAUGCAGAUUCGCUUGGAAAGUGGCAGGUCCUGCGCUCUGCCGGCUUUAUGCCAUGAAGCAGGAGGAGAAGUCGAUCGUCUGCCUGCCCUCAGUUCUAAAGGAAAUCUUCGGUUGAAACUUGACAUCCGCGCUGUCCGGAUGUUUAAUCAGGUUUGUCAGUCGCCGCGUCGAUGGAGAAAAAGUUCCGGGAGAACCGUGGAUUGCAUGGUAUGUGCAAAGUAAGUUAUGGAAUUGGAAUUGUUCCAUGCAUCAUGUGAUUAGCGCCUUAAAGGUGCUCGAGGCAUGUACGUAUGUUUGUAUGUGUUACGAUAUUAGAUGUACUGCAGUUAAUCCGGGGGUCGAGUCCAUGUUCAAUGUCAUGCGACAGAACUCGGUUUGGCUUUAGCUUAAAUACAAUUGUUUAUAUCUUUGUUAUUUUUCUUAUCCUUUGGAAUC
Syzygium oleosum is the source of this 3530-nucleotide messenger RNA. RefSeq names its product probable RNA-dependent RNA polymerase 5. Gene Ontology annotation, molecular function: RNA-directed RNA polymerase activity. Lineage: Eukaryota; Viridiplantae; Streptophyta; Magnoliopsida; Myrtales; Myrtaceae. Bases 250 to 3210 code for a protein of 986 amino acids. Gene Ontology annotation, cellular component: nuclear RNA-directed RNA polymerase complex. Gene Ontology annotation, biological process: siRNA processing. The transcript is spliced from 18 exons. The record is from RefSeq and is a predicted model, not a curated record.